Messenger RNA from Rhododendron vialii, 1178 nucleotides. RefSeq lists its product as uncharacterized. The transcript is spliced from 2 exons. Bases 129 to 920 code for a protein of 263 amino acids. The record is from RefSeq and is a predicted model, not a curated record. NCBI's taxonomy places the organism in Eukaryota, Viridiplantae, Streptophyta, Magnoliopsida, Ericales, Ericaceae. Gene Ontology annotation, molecular function: nucleic acid binding; zinc ion binding.
AACAUUGCGCUUGCUUCUCUCUCUCUCUGUCUCACUAACCACCCCCCCCCCCCCCCCCGCUCUCUCUCUCUGGUGUGCGAUUUGAGACGGGCUUUCUGUAGGUGGGAGCAUCUGAUAUUAACAAGGAGAUGUCGUCGAGUAAGAAAGAAGAGAAAGGUGGUGGUGAUGCAGCAGAAAGAAUUAAGGCUGCUGCAUUGACUGCGGCAAAGGGCCUUAGCCGUGCUCAGGCUGAGCGUGCAGCUGCUGCCGCCGCCAGAAAUGUCAACGCAUAUGGCCAGAAGGAAGAAGGGCCCAGUAGAUGGCAGGAGAGAAAAGAAGCAAAGAGACAAAUGUAUUUGAUGAGUACUGAGAAACAAGUAAGAUUGGGUGAAAGGAAAGACCCAAAGACAUCAAUGUCUACCCUUGGCGGCACAACUUCCCAAUGCCAGAAAUGUUUUGAACCUGGUCAUUGGACUUAUGAAUGCAAGAACGAACGCAAGUAUAUCUCGCGACCCUCUCGUACGCAACUACUUAAAAAUCCAAAAUUGAAGAUGAAGGUAUCGAUUUCUUAUGAUUUGGAUAACCCAGAUAUUCCUAAGGAGGAACCUAAGACUGAGAAGAAGGUUUCAAAGAAAAGCAAGAGGAAACAUAGGUCUGAUACUGAGUCUGGCAGUGAUAGCGAGGCUUCGGUAUUUGAGUCUGACAGUGGGGCAUCGUCUGUUACUGGAUCAGAUGAGAGCGAUUCGAGCUACAGUUCAUCUACCGAUUCAGAAGAAGAGAGGAGGAGGAAGAAGAAGAAGAAGAAGGAGCAGCAGAGAAAGAGGAGGCACCGGAAGUACAGCUCUACUUCCGAGUCUUCUGAUUCAGACUCCGAUUCGGGAUCUGAUUCUGAGGAUAGGAGCAGCCGGAGGAAGGGCAGGAGGCACAGCAAAAAACGCUAGACAGUUGCAUGUAAAGAGGAGGAAAUUGUGGUAUUUUAUCUCUGUAUGUCAACUAUGUGUGCUUUGACUAUGCCUUAUCCAUCUCCUACGGUUUGUAGCUAUGAUCCUGUGGAGGUUACUAGAUGGUGAUCUUGGACAUGUAGCAGACAGGCUCUACACUUCAUAUUUUUCGUUUAGUUUCCUUAGCAAUUGAGUGAUGCUUGUAGUAAUUUUGAACCUGUGGUUGCCUCUCUAUUUAUACCUGUUAUUGUUCUUUUU